Ceraceosorus bombacis is the source of this 1302-nucleotide messenger RNA. Lineage: Eukaryota; Fungi; Basidiomycota; Exobasidiomycetes; Ceraceosorales; Ceraceosoraceae. The record is from the annotation of a GenBank genome assembly.
AUGUCUCGCAGUAGCUACGACAGAUACCUCACCGUCUUUUCUCCCGACGGAAGGCUGUACCAGGUAGAGUAUGCGUUCAAAGCUAUCGCUGCUGCCGGCUUCACCUCCAUCUCUGUCAGGGGCAAGGACACAGCUGUAGUCUGCACGCAGAAAAAGAUUCCUGUGAGUGGACGUGGACAGCGAGCGCGUAGCAUUCAGUCGAUGUUGCAGAGCAACAGGGCACACCAGGCGUUCUAGCCGAUGGAAAGAGGUGGCAUGUCUUGAACAUCUGCGCAGGACUGUUUUUUUUUUGUCUAGAAGGCAGCCCCUCGACUCUUUACUCAUACCUCUUCUCCCCUUCAUAAUCAGGACAAACUGCUGGAGCCAUCGAGCGUGACGCACAUCUUCAAGAUCACGCAAGAGAUCGGAUGCAUCGUGACUGGGCGAGUUGGUGAGUGUAAAAGACAGAGAAGCACGACGAGGUCGGACUUGCUGAGAACUUCCCUCUCUUCCUUCAUCCUUCCUCACCCUCUUCUCCACAUCUCCUCUCAGCCGACGCACGCUCCCAAGUGCAGCGAGCUCGCUCGGAAGCUGCCGAAUUCAAGUACAAGCAUGGCUACGAUAUCACACCUGACCUGCUUGCCAAACGGAUCGCCAACAUCAAUCAAGUCUAUACGCAAAGAGCUGCUAUGAGACCUUUGGGCAUCGCCAUGAUCAUUAUCGGUUUGGAUUUUGGAAAGCCGCAAGUCUUCAAGAUUGAUCCUGCUGGGUAUUAUGUAGGAUUCAGAGCUACGGCCGCUGGUGCCAAGUGAGUAUGCGACGCACGACUGGAGGGGCGAAGGGCCAAGGGCGUGUGCACCGCGUCGCGAGUUUAUGCUUCGAGCGCUCGCUUGUUACCGCAAAUCCCGGAACCUUGCGUUGAUUGCCUCGAUAACUUUGCCAAUCUUUAGACAAACUGAAGCGAUCAAUCAUUUGGAGAAGCAAUUCAAAAAGACGUCUAGCACGACGGCAUCUGCCGGAGCUGCCGAGGGAGCAGCAGCUUCUGCAGGAGCGGAGCACAGCGUAGAUGCAGCAGCAGCCGAAGCCGAAGCGAUUUCAAGACGCAUGGGAUCCCAAGAAGUCAUCGAGCUGGCCGUUUCCACGUUGGCUACGGUCCUCUCCCAGGAUCUCAAGGCGGAAGAACUGGAAGUGGCCAUCGUGGGAGGCGAAAAGGCAGCAGAUUUGAACGAUGAGAGCAAAGAGGCUCAAGCGCAAAGGCGCUUUAGGAAAUUGACGGAGGAGGAGGUUGGAGCUGUGCUGGAUAGGCUUGCGGAGAGGGACUGA